AUGCCCACUGUCUCUGCGUGUGUCCAGGUGCCGGAGUGUGUGUGUUCCGUCUCCAUGGAGCUGCAGGAGAGCGUGGGGGCCAAGGGGGACAUGGUGGCAGGGCUGAACGCUGCAGGGAAGGAGAUCAUUGGUCAGAGUACGCAGGAGGAUGGAGCUCAGAUCAGGCUACAGCUCAACACCCUCAACACACGCUGGGCUCGAGUGUUGGAGCUACCAGCCAGACAGAACAAUGUGGACACCAUCAACACGAGGACCGGCACCAUUCCCCUCCCUGCUGACCAACAGAAGGAAAUGAAGAUGAUCAACACACGCUGGGUACAGGUGUCUAAAGACCUGCCUGAGAAGCAGAAGCAGAUUGAGAGCUUGCUGAAGGAGCUGUCUCACUUCCAGGACCGGCUGACUUACCUCUCCUCGUGGACCUCAACUACCAGGACCACCCUAGAGGAAAACCCUGACAAUGUGGAACCCAAGCUCAUUGAUGAAGUCCAGGUCAAGAAGCCUGAGGUGGAGGGGGUGUUGGCUAAGGGCCAGGAGCUGUACAAGGACACGCCUCCCAGCCAACCAGAGAAGGAGAAGUACCACAGUCUGAGUGAUGAUUGGAGGGCGAUUCAGGGGCAAAUGAUAGUACACAGAGAGAGGCUGGCCGCUCUAAAGAUCCAGAAAACCACCAUUGAGACCCUCCAGGAGACGCCCCAGCCCUGGCUCAGUUCAACAAGGCCUGGGCAGAGCUCUCUGAUUGGCUAUCCCUGCUGGAUCAGAUGGUACAGACACAGAGGGUGA
This is a messenger RNA of Oncorhynchus gorbuscha (pink salmon), 780 nucleotides long. RefSeq names its product dystrophin-like. The transcript is spliced from 6 exons. The record is from RefSeq and is a predicted model, not a curated record. The coding region runs from base 1 to 780 and encodes 259 amino acids. NCBI's taxonomy places the organism in Eukaryota, Metazoa, Chordata, Actinopteri, Salmoniformes, Salmonidae.